CUCUCUUUUACGAAUCCAAUUCUUAAACAUCGCUUCUGUAACACUAACCAAACACUUCCCUUCUCCAUUUCUCUUCUACAAUCCACAAACACCCUUUUGUUCAUCAAUUAUUCACACAAUUUGGGGCCCAAAUCUGGGUUUUAAGGAGACGGAAACUUGAGGCCGACAAGUUGGAACCCGAACCUCACAGCACCUUGAACGCGAAGGAGACGGAAACUUGAGGCCGACAAGUUGGAACCUGAACCUCACAGCACCUUGAACGCGAAGGUUGUGAAAGUAUCGAUUGUGUGAAUGGCUGCGCUGAUCGACGGUCUCCCUGAUGCAGUUGCACUCAGGUGUCUUGCUCGGGUGCCGUUCUACCUUUACCCGAGACUCGAGCUCGUUUCUCGAUCAUGGCGAGAUGCGGUUCGCAGCAUGGAGCUAUACAAAGCCCGAGAAGAGGUCAAAUCGACUGAAGAGUUCUUAUGUGUAUGUGCGUUUGAUCCUGAAAAUAUGUGGCAACUCUAUGAUCCGAACCGAGAUAUUUGGCUUACGCUCCCUGUACUUCCUUCUGUGGUUCGGAACCUGGCCCACUUUAGCGUGGUUUCAACGGCCGGAAAGUUGUUUGUUUUGGGAGGAGGCAGUGAUGCGGUUGACCCUUUGACCGGCGAUCAAGAUGGGAGCUUUGCGACAAACGAGGUCUGGGCCUACGAUCCCGUCGUCCGGCGGUGGGCUCCACGGGCUUCGAUGAUUGUCCCACGUGCAAUGUUUGCGUGCUGUGUGUUAGACGGGAAGAUAGUGGUGGCGGGUGGUUUCACGACGUGCCGGAAAUCAAUCUCGAGAGCGGAAAUCUACAACCCCGAAAAGGAUGUUUGGGUGUCGAUCCCUGACCUCCAGCACACCCACAACUCGGCGUGUAUGGGGCUGGUGAUUGGUGGUAAGAUGCAUGUGGUGCACAAGGGUCUGACCACGGUUCAGGUUUUGGACAAUGGGAAGCAGGGGUGGGCGGUUCACGAGCAUUCAUGGGUGCAGGGUCCAAUGGCGGUGGUUAAGGGUUCAUUGUACGUAAUGAGCCACGGGCUUAUAUAUAGGCAAGAGAAAGAAGCUCGGAAAGUGGUGAUUUCGGCUUUUGAAUUCAAGAAGCGUAUCGGGUUCGCUAUGAUCGGUUUCCGGGAUGAUAUCUAUGUGAUCGGAGGAGUGAUUGGGCCGGAAAGAUGGAAUUGUGAUAUCAAGAAGAUGUCGGACGUUGAUGUUUUGACACUCGGUAGUGAGCGGCCGGUGUGGCGGCAAGCGGCUCCGAUGACGAGGUGUCGGGGAACGAUUCUCGGGUGUGCCGAGCUGAGGAUUUAGGUGUCGGUUUCUCGUUGUCUUUGUCGAGUUUUUCAUUGUAAACCGUAUGUUUCUGUUUUCGUUGGAUGUUGAUGAAAUCUACCUGGAUUUAUGUCGAUAAAAUCAUAUGUUAUGCC
Cynara cardunculus var. scolymus (artichoke) is the source of this 1445-nucleotide messenger RNA. Its product is annotated as F-box/kelch-repeat protein SKIP30-like. Gene Ontology annotation, molecular function: protein binding. The record is from RefSeq and is a predicted model, not a curated record. Bases 292 to 1329 code for a protein of 345 amino acids. NCBI's taxonomy places the organism in Eukaryota, Viridiplantae, Streptophyta, Magnoliopsida, Asterales, Asteraceae. The transcript is spliced from 4 exons.